Messenger RNA from Bursaphelenchus okinawaensis, 2138 nucleotides. The record is from the annotation of a GenBank genome assembly. NCBI's taxonomy places the organism in Eukaryota, Metazoa, Nematoda, Chromadorea, Rhabditida, Aphelenchoididae.
AUGGGAUGCAAUUUGAGUUCUCAAGCUGCGAGAAAGUCUGCUGCUGCUAGAAAGUCCGCUGGUGGUCCAGGAGAUAGCGGUCAAGAGACAAUUAGUAGUGUUGAACAGGAGGAUACUCGUGAUUAUGUGAGUUGUAAAAACUUUGUUACCAUACUUAAAGCUUUGCUUUAAACUUAAGAUGAAUUUACAGUGAAGUGGGGCUAUAAAGGGUAGGGUAGAGUAGCACCAUGGCCGGAUAAAAUUUAUAUUUAAAAUAUUUUUCAGAUUGAUGGAGUUGACAUCUCACUCGUCGAUCAAAUCUAUAUAUGCAUCUAUGGUGACUCAACUGAAUUGACGUUUAAAUGUUAUCAAAGUGGUAUUAACACUAUGAAAAUUGAAAUUCGCGACGGAUACCUUGCUAUUAUGGAAAAACUGACAUUGUGCCUUAAGAAGAAACGUAUCUUUGUACUUCAAAUUUUUUUGUUCGAUGAAUGUGCAUGGUCUCUAUCUUUACUCAACGUCAUGGCCGACUUCUUUUUGAGUAAGCUAGCAACUUCUAAAUCUUUUAUUACUUUUAGUGGGAGCCUAGGAUACGGUAAUUACCUAAUUUACGGUAGGGAUUAUUUACGGUCUGAUUUACUUUUACAGUGCAGACAAACAUAGUUUUAAACUAUUUUUGUUUAGACACACUGCCAGAGAUUGAGUUAGUAUACAUUCAUGGAGAUCCAGAAAACCUUAACCUUCGAUUCAUCGACUUCUACAGGAAACUUCAUCCUAUCGUUGAUUGUUUAACCAUCCACAACUCGUCUAUUUUGAGGUUUCUCAUUGACUUGCGAAUGAACUCUUUGAUACUGAAUUCGAUUUUGGAUUAUAGUAAGUGUUUUUUGACUUAACCUCUUUACAAUGAAAUUACCCAAACUGCUACUUUCAGAAUUAUUUCGAACUUUUUAUACAUAUUCUUUGUAGUACUAGUAGCUACUGCAGUAGCACAUAUAAAAAUUCUAGCUUGCGGUUUUAAGCGUUAAAACAUAUAUAUUUAAAGUCUCCGUCAUUUUGGAAAAAUUGGCAUUGUGUUGCAAGCACAUUUUUGAUGUUCCAGAUAAGACAGGCUUACAAAUUUAAAAUUGCAGGUUUAUUUGGAGCUUUUCUAUCAUUAUAUCAAAGAAAAAUAGUUAAAAGUCAAAAAUGAGGAUGUUAAAACUUAAAACACUAGGCCAAUUUGGCGGAAAAUUCAAUAUGGAUUUUUUGAUUUCAAUUUUCUCAAGUCUUACCGCACACUGCAAAUUCGAAUUUUGCAUAAAAUGUUGCAUUUACAAGAUCUUUCAACAAAAAUGAACAAACUCUGAGCGUUGCCCCAAGCACCUUCCUUGUUAGGUCUACUCUAUUCUACCUUAUCUUGUUUUACCUUCUUUAUGUUGCUUUAUCUCACCUUUGCCUAUCCUACCAUACCCUAUUCUGCCAUAUAUUACUUUACCUUACUAAGAUUAAUAAAACGUUCUUUUCCAGAUUGGCUGCCAUUGAAUUACAUUGAAGUGAAUGAGAUUAAAUUCGUGAAUUUUCUAAUAUUGGAAGCUCUUUGUCAACAAGAGAUUGUAGUGCCAUCGGUUCGAAUCGUUACUUUUAUUAACUAUGAACCUGAACCUGCUAAUUUGAAGUUGAUUUUCGAGAACAUUUGCAGCCUGUUUCCUUUCAUAAAACAUCUUAAACUUGUAUAUAAGUUAUAUGUUCUGGAGAAGAAUGAACCCAGUAAGUUUGUGAUGGGCUAGGAUUUAUGAUUUUAGAAUAUAGGAGGCUGUGUGUGAAAGAGAUGAUGCUUUUAAAUGAACAAAAAAGUAGAAUAGCAAGGCAAAAAAAUAAAUAUUUUUUUUGUAAAUUUGUUUGUUUCAGUUCGAAAUCACAAACAGUUUAUCCAAACUCGCAUCAUGUUGGACACGUUCGAGAGCAUGUUGGACUGGAAUCAGGGAAAACUCAAUAUAACCAUCAGCUUCAAAGUCUUUUACAAUGGCCCGUUAAACAAGUAUUUGGCAAGAAAAAUGUCAGAAUAUAUUGGAUACGAAUGUAGCUUUGACGGUGACGUCAACCUAGAUGUAUCAAUGGCUAAUGUAGAUUUGGAAAUGGUUGUAUCGUUACAUAAGAAAGUUAAAUUAAAUGCUGCUUAA